This is a messenger RNA of Hippocampus comes (tiger tail seahorse), 6578 nucleotides long. RefSeq names its product phosphodiesterase 4D interacting protein (gene pde4dip). Gene Ontology annotation, cellular component: centrosome; Golgi apparatus. Gene Ontology annotation, biological process: positive regulation of microtubule nucleation; regulation of Golgi organization; centrosome cycle. Bases 473 to 5719 code for a protein of 1748 amino acids. Gene Ontology annotation, molecular function: molecular adaptor activity. Lineage: Eukaryota; Metazoa; Chordata; Actinopteri; Syngnathiformes; Syngnathidae. The record is from RefSeq and is a predicted model, not a curated record. The transcript has 36 exons.
GAUAAACGUCUGGUCUGGAGCAUGUAGAAACAGAUCGCUCUUUCAAGUUGAACCAGGCAGCCUCUGUGUACCUUUGCUCCUCAGUGGUGUUUACCUCCUCCCAAGCCUCUGCGUUCUGCCACGUCAAAAUGACAGUCUGGGUGCUUGGCUCACUCCUUUGGGAACCUCAUUCUCCUUUGGCUCUGAAACAUUUGAAACAGCUGUCUCAAACUUCCUUAUAAUUUAUAAUUCAGCUUUUUGUAUCAGGUGUUUUGCCCAAGUUUCAGUCUUAAGUUGGAAUCUACCAUCUACGUCUUCAGAUUUGCGGGGGCAGUCUGACAGAACCAUGCUUCUCAUAGUUUUGGACGCGCUCAAAGACAAUCUUAAGUGUGGUUGUCAGCUUUUUAUUUCUACCAGUGAAGGACAAAGGAGACCUUUGGAAACACGGAGAUAUGGCUGCCGGCACUAACAAGAGAGUCCAAGGAGGAUAAAAAUGAUGACAGAGUUUUCAUGUGAUGACACCGACAAGGGGCCACUGGUGCAGAUGCAUUGCCUCAGAGGGUUUGAACGGCAUCUAAAUGACCUGAAAAAGGAGAACUUCAGCCUGAAGCUUCGGAUCUACUUCCUGGAGGAGAAGAUAGAGCAGACGUUUGAGCAGAGCAGCGAUGACAUGCACAAGAAGAACAUCCAGUUGAAGGUAGAAGUUGAAAGCUUGAAAAAUGAGCUCAGUGAAAAAAAGAAGUUUCUGGACACGGUACCAAUUGCCACAGAGAAUCUGUCACCUGAAGAGAAGUUUACAAGCCAUUCGCCUAAAUGUCAAAAGGACAUCAGCCCAAUGCAGGAAAUUCUUCAAACCAAAGUGGAGCUGUUACCAGAGGAGGCCCAACCGGCAAGAGACAAGGCUGAUCAUAUGGCUUUGCUCGCAUACUCUGAGACCAAACACUGCCAGGCUCAGGAGAGUUUAUAUGAUGACAAAGACAGGUUGAUUGAUGGUCUGGUGCAGAAGAACCAAUCGCUCAGCCUGCAGGUUGAACAGCUUGAGGUCAAAGUUCAAGACCUUUUUGCUUCCCUCCUAAAGAAAGAAGAACAAAUUGAGGAUUACUUGGAGCUCUUGGAAGUCAUGAAGGAGAAGAGAGAUCCAUUGUUCCAAAAAUUGCGGCAGCGCCUGAAGGAGAGAGACAAAGCCCUUGAGCGAGCUGUAGAUGACAAGUUCCACUGUAUCGAGGAGAAAAUGGCAGAGAUGCGUCAGCUGCACAAACUUCUCCGAGAGAAGGAGAGCGAACUCGAGAGACAGCGUUGUGUCCUGGCAAAUAACGAAGGGACGAUCAAAAGUCUGGAGUUGCUUCUCUGUGAUAGUUCUCUGGAGCUGGAGCAGAUGCGUGAUGCCUGUGGGAGCAUCCAACAGCAACAGCAAGAGAGUCAACAGAGACAGAAAGAGAAAGAUGCAAUCCUCAACCAGCUGCAGGUGGCAUUGCAGGCCCGAACACAAGAAGUCCAGGAUUUGCGUUCCUCCUUAUUAACGCAAUUACAUUCUGGACCAAGCGAAGUUCUGGAGGAGUUGAACGCCCAACUGCAGCUCAAAGACCAUCUCGUCCAACAGAUGCUGGCUGACCAGACACAACAGGCCCAGCAACAUCAGGAGCAGGUAAAGGAUUUGUUCAGAACCAUCAGUACAAGGGAACACUAUUUCCAGCAUUCAGCAAACCAAUUUGGUAAGUUCAUGGCUGAGCAGACAGCAAGGCUCCAGGACAUCGGCAAACAGCUCAUCUCAGAUUUUGGAUCGAGAUUACGAUCUAAUAUUGCUAUGGAGAUUGAGAUGGGAGAGAGGGAGAUGCGAGAAAAAGAGAAUCAGGAGCCGAGGAGCAGACAUGCAAGCAGACUUGACUCGCCCACAAGGAUCUUCCAUGUUAAUUCAGAUAUCAUCAAGGACCUCCAAAAGGAAAUUGUAGAUCCUCCUUCUGACCUCCCACUUGUGGAAAAUCUUUCUGAGGAGACUCAAGUGCAGAGGGAAAGCCCCAGCAGCAGACAGCUCGAGUUUGGAGUACAACUCAGUUCAAAGGGUAAAGGUGAUGCUGAUGAGGAUCCAAAUACUAAGGGCUGUGGGAGUCUUCAUAAAGAGAAGUCUAAACUAAUGUUUCAGCCGCUGGUCAACACCAAGGCUUCUCAGGGUCGACUCAAAGUUGCACUCCACAACAACUGGAGUGCCACACAAAGCCUGACAGAGGUCAAACAACUGGUGGAGCAGAAACGAGUGAUGGAAAAAGAGCUGGGAGAGUUAAAGGAUCAUUUGAACAAGAUGGGCUUCUCUUCACUGUCACAGAUCAGGAAAGCCUUGGUGACCCUUUAUGUUGAAAAUAAAGAUUUAAACCAUCCACCAACUGAGAUGUGGCAGCAUGACAGUAGACAGAAUGAUGAGGGGAGACUGUUGGAUGACAAGGACGAAGAGGAGAUAGAUGUCACCAUGGAAGAAGGAGAGGACGGCUUUGAGUUUUGGGACGCUUGGGAUGAACAACACUCUCUGUAUGAGGGUAAACAUUCAACCAUUAAAUUCCAAACCGAUGAUGAAGAAAAGAUGACAGAAGUCAAUAGGUCUGAUGGCCUUUAUCAAGUCACCAACUCAUCAAAGGAUGGAGAUCGAGAUUUGUCAGGCAAUCAACAACAGUCUACAUCUGUGUCCUCAGUGAUUGUUGAUAAAACUGUUUGUCUGCGGGCACAGUGCAAAGAGCUGAAUGAGAAACUGACAGUGUCUGACACUAGAGUGAAAGCUCAGCCUGAGAAACUGAAAGAACACAGAGAGAUGCUCACAGAAACCACUGUGCAGCAGGACAAUAAGCAAAUCCAGGUAGACCUACAGGACAUGGGCUAUGAGACAUGUGGACGGAGUGAGAAUGAAGCGGAAAGGGAAGAUACUAGCAGUCCAGAAUUUGAUGACCUGGAAAUGUGCACAUCUUUGGACUGCCCUUCUCAGUGGUGGCCUGCAUGCAGAAACAACACUACCUUCAAUAAAACCACGACCCACAGUUCUUGCUACAAAGACAAGGUCUCAUCUCUCCAGCGCCUGAUUGAGGAUCUUCGUGCCCAACUUUCACAUUCUCGAAGUGUUAUCCACAGUCUUCAGAGUUGCCUACAUUCUGUCUCCACCUCUGAUGAAAAUCGACCACAAAUGCCUCAGAAGGAUAGCUGGUCUUCCCAUGCUUCUCCCUCCGUCAGUAUGGGAGACGACGAUGAAGGUUGGCAGUCAUCUGAUGGUGGUCCCAUAGUCUCACUCCAUCACCCAAACAAGAGCCUCAAAGAGCUGAUGUCACACUUAGACACAAUCGAUGACCAGAUAAAGAAAAGAGGAAAGAAGUUUGCAGAUGAGGAUGGAAAUUCUUUAACCUGGCCAAGCAAAUUUCACACUUUAAUCCAGACUCAAGCAAGAGAGCUGUCUGUCCUCCGCCAGCACCUACGUGAAGGUCGUGGUGUGUGUCACAUUCUCAGCCAACACCUGGGGGAGACCACCAAGGCCUUUGAAGAACUGUUGAGAGCCAACGACGUUGACUAUUACAUGGGACAGAGCUUCAGGGACCAGCUGGCCCAGAGCAGCACACUUGCACAGAAAGUCAGCAAAAAGAUCAGCACAUACGAUUGGGAGGAUCCGGAUGAGAAGCCGCAUCCUCUGGCCAUAUGGCUGAGUAAGGAGCUGCAGCUGAGAGACAAGGUCAUUGAAUCUCUUCAUGCCCAACUAAACCAGCCCAUCCAUAAUCACCCACUUCAUCGCUCCAACACUCCCUGCAGCUGUCAUGCUCUCUCAGAUACCACUGAUGAGUUGGAUCAAAUCUUUUUUGUGUCUGAUGGGGAUGGAUCCACAGAAAAUAAUCCAGAGCUGUGCUUCGAUGCAGACACUCCAAGUGAUCCAACGCCUGUCAGUAUAGAUUUCCACUCUCAGAGUAGUACCAUUUCAGACAAUCUGUCCUUCUCGCCAGCUAGUCCAUCAUUUGACAAAAUGCAUUCUGGUGUAGGCACACCAAGCUUGCAAUUCUCGAGCUCAUCGCACCGAACUGAGGACACACAAAGUCAAACUGGUAUUUCGACUCCCAGCUCGAAUUCAGUUCAGGGUGUCCCAUUCUUUGCUCACCAGCAGCCAGUCUCCUCCAGCUUCAUCCCCAAUUCUUUCUCUAGUUAUCAGCCCCCUCUUUUCAGCAGUCAUUUGGAUGCCAUCUCAACCAUGAAAGAAAAGGCUGGGUCUUUGGAAAACAGUGUCUUGUGGCAGAUGAGCAAUCAACCUCAAAAUACUUUCAAUGAAGCUGACAUUUUAUCAGAAACUUCAGGAUAUCAUUUGAGUACAAACCACACAGCUUCAUAUCUGAUUAAGGAGCACCUACUUCAGAUCAGAAGUCUGGAGGAACAACUGGAGGACUCCAUUCAGACAAACGAUCGCCUCAGGCAGCAGCUGGAGGACAAACUGGCUCCUAUUGCUACUGAGAGAGGUGCGCCAACCAACAUAAGCCUUGACUCAGUUGAUAAGCUUUCCAAUGACGUUAGGAUUCAGGAUGAAGAGAACAGCAGUCCGCAAAGAAAACAUUUGGACACCAAUAAAGUGGUGGAGCAGAUGCAAGAGGUUGGACUCCUUGACCAAAAUCAACGGAAAGAGACGGAGUUAGAAGUAUUGAAAUGGAUGGAGCACAGCAGGAAUUUUCAAACUCAGGCUGAAGCUCUAAACAAGGAGAUCACAGAAUUAAAACAAGUAAGACUGAGGAACCAAGACACCAUCAACAGGCUGAAGCACGAAGUGAGCAUUCUUCAGCAACAAUUGUGUGAGAGUCGCAGUCUGGGUUGCUCUCUUCAGUGUGAACUGCUGGAGUACCACAGAGGCGCUAUCAAGGAAACACACGCAGGUCAAGUGAGUGACAAUGGACAUGAUGCUCUGACACUUGACUCCCGAGAACUCUACAGUCAGCUGGAAAAGAAGCUGAAUGGAGAGACAGACACAAAGGCACCAGCAAAAAGGAAUUCAUUCAGUGCCAAACCGAUACUGCAAGGCCGAUCCCCAGACGUUUCCUUUGUCCACCACAAUGCAGGCUCUUCGCUGGUGCGCAUUCAAGAUGUCAAGGCUCUGCAGCAGCAGAUCCUGGAGGGGAGCAAACUACUUUACAAAAUGGAGGCCACCCUCUAUUCUUGGAAUUCAUCACUUGAGUUGAACUAUCAGAAGCCUCCAGAUUCAGGUUCUGCCAAGGAACUGUUAAUCUACACCCAAACCCUGCACCAGAUCCUGAACAAUGCCAACUCUGUCGUCCAAACGUUAUGGAGAGCUGCUCUUCCCAACACAAAGGAAUCCAAACAGGAUGAGUCUCAGACAGAAGAGGUCCUAACUCUUCGCCAGAAGCUGUCAGAGCAACAGGAUGCGCUCAAGGAUGCCAUAGAGCGAGUGAGGACCUCCAACCAAACCAAAGACAGCAUGGAGCAAUUUAUAGUCAAUCAAUUAUCAAGAACACGAGAUGUCCUGAAGAAAGCAAAGAAAAACUUACAAGAGAAUGAAGUCAGGAUUUCAUCUCUUCAUCUUGCCUCUGUCGAUAAAUCCCCCCUCCUUCCUCUGAACUCUCUUCUCCCCAACUCUCACGCUCCUGACCCUGUAAAGCUCAAAAUGCCCCUUGAUGAUGCUGAGAAAAGCUACACGGCUUUGGCGUGCAGUUGCGAGUGGAGGAGAGGGAGCGGUUGGCAACGGAGCUGUCCCGAAACGGAUGGAGCCCUGCGAGAAUGAGAACAGGAGAGGCCACACAACUUCUUCCAAUGCAGGGAUUAAAUCCUUCUUCAAUACAAAGGAGUGAUUUUUUUUUGUUGUUGAUGUUUUUGACAAUACAAAUUAGGAUAAGGAAGAAAAAGUGUUUAACUUUGGACAGGAUGUGAUGAAAAGCGAGCAGGGUACCAACGAUCCACGAGUGAAGCCGAUAAGUAUGACGGCGACAGUUUUGUUUUUGUUUGUUUGUUUGGUUGGGUUUUGUUUUGCACCCCCCCAUGGAGCAUGUGUCACCAACAUCUGCCCAGGAUACUUCGGGGACUGGGUUAAUCAGGUCUGUGGACUCUGAUCCAGCGUGGUAUGUGGAAGCAUUAAUUGUUCUGUUAUUGCUUAUUUACUGUUUUCUCAGUUGUAUAUGUUGUUUUUGUUCUGAGUUUUGAAUCGGGCCAUUACUCUACCAAUUGUAAAUCAAUCUUUUUUUUUAUCAAAGGGUGAAUCAAUAUAAAGGUGAAAUAGAGCUAUGCAAAAAGAUGGACAAUCUUUUCUUUGUUAUAAAUAACGUUAAGGGCUUGGUUAGCCCCAUUAACAGAAAACAACUUUACUGAAGCAGUUAAAAAAGCUUAACUGUGCAACAGCAACAGUCCAGGAAACACAUUUCUUUUGUAAGGCGCAUGAGAAGCUCAGGAGAGAAUGCGUAGGCCAGCAAUAUAGCUCCUCUUAUCAAAGGAAUACACUUGAUGGGAUAUUUGGCAGAAUAGGGGGCAUUAUAUUUACUCUAUAUGCAUAAUAUUUAAUUUACAGUAUAUGCUCCAAAUGUGGACAACCCAAAUUCUUGAAGAAUAUUGCAUCAUUGAUAGCUGAUAAAGCAGCAGGGGAGAUUUGA